Molecule: messenger RNA, 1005 nt
Organism: Prunus armeniaca (apricot)
Lineage: Eukaryota; Viridiplantae; Streptophyta; Magnoliopsida; Rosales; Rosaceae
Source: the annotation of a GenBank genome assembly
AUGGCGAAGCACCCAAGGAUGAUCUUGUACCUUGACAAAGUCCAGGAGCUGUUGAAGGCGUUUCCUACCUUCACCAUCCAACAAGUACCCCGGGCAGAGAACGCACAUGCAGAUGCACUAGCCAGUCUAGGGUCAGCGUUGGAUACCCAGUUCAGAUGCUCCAUCCCGGUCGAACACCUUGACCGGCCAAGCAUUGAAGAAGUAGAGCCAAUCGACACAAUGCAAAUUGACGAGGACCCCAGCUGGCAAGACCCCAUCAUUGACUACUUAGCGAAUGGAAACUUACCCGCGGACAAGUCCGAGGCUAGGAAGGUCCAGCAGAAGGCCGCGAGAUACUACAUGCACGACAACAAGCUCAUCCGUAGAUCAUACUCCGGCCCUCACCUUACCUGCAUAAAAUACCCUCAAACACUUGAGGUCCUCUGCAAAAUUCACGACGGCGAGUGUGGCAACCACUCUGGGGGCAGGUCACUCGCCCAGAAGGCUCUAAACAUAGGCUACUUCUGGCCUACCAUGCCCCACGACUCUGCUGAAUAUGUCAAAAAGUGUGAUCGCUGCCAGCGAUACAAGCCGAUCCCUAACCUGCCUGCCGAAUGGGUCUCUUGCCACCCGUGCCCGACAAGAAGGACAUGGAUGAUCGUCGCCACCGACUACUUUACUAAAUGGAUCGAGGCAGAAGCUCUAUCCUCUAUUAAAGAAGCCGAUGCAGAUCACCACAAAUCAGUCGCCCAUAAGCAGCGUCUUAAGGGAGACGCAGGGCGACGACCAAAGCGUCCUUCGGGAGACGCAGCCCGUAAGAAGCGUCCUAAGGGAGACGCAGGGUGCGCCAGGAAUUUCUUAAAAGAAGGUCUCCAUGCCUUCUGCGGGAAGUAUCCAGGUUCCUAUCCGUUUCCUAAGGGAGGCAGGAUAGACACACAGUUGCCCAUAAGCAGCGUCCUUCGGGAGACGCAGGGCAACGACCAAGCCAUCCUAAGGGUUGUGCAGGACACGUCUGGAGCCUCUUAA